AUGUCCAAAGAAUAAGAAUUACAAACCAAAAUUAAAAGCCUCGAAGAUGACAUUCAAAAUAGACAUAGACAAAUAGUAUCACUUACUGAUAAAGUAGAAGAAUUGCAACGAUCCAUCUAAAACAAUUCAGAAGUAGUGGAACUUGGAGAGAAGGUGAGAAUGCUUGAAUCUCAAAACCUUAAACUCAUAGAAAAGAAUCAAAGUGAUGUUGUGGAAUGGCGAUCGAAAGAAAGAGAUUUCAAUAAUCAAAUCCAAGCACUCCAACGCAAAUUGAAUGAAGUCGAAGUUCAACUGACUGAGGCUAAGGAUCUCAAUUAACAACUCAUUGCUAAGUCUGGAGAAAACAGCAAUUCUGAAUCGCAGUUACAAUAAAUCACCUAGCAUUAUGAACAUCUUCUCAGCGAAAAAGAUGCUUAACUCAAAGAGAGAGAUACUAAGAUCUACAAUCACGAAUAAAUGAUUCCACAAUUGCAGAAAGACUUAGAAGAAAGAGAUUAAUCAAUCAAAUCAUUGAAUGAACAAUUAAAAAGCCAAAAAUAGCAAUUGUCUCUAUUGACUCAAUAGAAUGGCAAUCUUAACACUCUUACUACUGAACUCAAUAAUUUAAAACUACUAAAAGACAAUUUGCUGAAUGAUAAUUAAACACUCAACUCUUAACUCCUAUAACUAAACACUACCAACGCUGACUUAUUAAAUACACUCAAACUUACAGAAGAUCAAAACAAAGCCAAUUCUAAGCAAAUCCUUGAUCUUUAGAAUGAAUUGAAGGAUUCACAAAAAUAAUACAAAGAAGAAAUGACUAAAAUUAUGCAAAUUCUUGAAAAAACCAAAGAAAAAUCUGCUCACGAGUAAGAACUAUUUAAAAACAGAUUACUUGAAAAGGAUGAUAUUUUGAAUGAAGCCAAAAAAUAAUUCGAAUAAACUACUAAAUAAUUUGAAAAGGAAAAUGCUGCUCUUACUACUUAACUAUCAUAAGCGAACAAGACUCUCAAAGAAUAGUCUAAGAAAAUCUCUGAUCUUGAACUUAAAAUCAGAGACUUAGAAUCCAAAUUGCAAGAAAGCAAUAGACAAUACAUCAAAUCCCUAGAGCAUUCUAAACAAUUAGACAUCGAACUCAAAAAAUCUAUUCAAGCAUCCUCAAAAUAUUAGGAAUAAUUAAUAUUCAAAGAUGAAGAAUUAUAAAAAUCUAAAUAGCUUUAACUAAGAAUUCUUUAAGAUAAUUCUGACUUAAAGGUGAAAUUAGAGUCUUUGUUGUAAAUGAAUUCUAAAAGCAAGUCAAAUGAAUUAUAGAAUCUCAAAAAUCAGAUCCUAGAGAAAGAUUAAGAAAUCGAAUUACUAAAGUAGUAAUAGAAAUCCUUGGCAACCCAAUUGAAGACUAGUUAAGGAUAUGCAACUAGAUUCAAACAAAGAAAUAAGCAAUUAGAAAUGGAAAAUACAGAACUAUUGAAAUCUAAGAACAAUUUAGAAACUCUGUUCUAAGAAAUACUUGAUCAAACCAAAUAAAAAUCAAAUGUAAAGAAUUUAUCAGCUUUAUCGAAUAAUCCAACUAAAUAUUAAAUGAGUUUACUCACAUAAAGAAAGAAUUAUAUGCAAGAAAACACCUCAACUCAUUCACAAGAAAACAGAUCGUCAAGUCAAAAAUCCAAUAACACCACUCCCAAUUAAGUGGCUAAAACAGGAGAUGUGUCCUUUAAACGAGCCAUCCUAGUGAGUGGAUCGAAAAAAACUACUCAUUCAGCUUCUUAAGAAAAUAUUAAUUCUAAAUAAUCUAAUAAAGCACUCAAUGAAAUACAAGAACUUGAUGAAAGCUAAUAAUAAAAUAAACCGCAAUCUUCACAGGGCCAUUAAGAGUAGUAAAUACUGCAAGGCUAACAGAAAAGUGUAUAAUAACAACAGGAGCACAAAGAAGAUCAAAUAUAUGAAGACUAAGAAAACAAUGAAGAAGUUGCAGAUUUCAUUGAUGACGACAAUGAUCUUAAUUGA
Messenger RNA from Paramecium tetraurelia, 1983 nucleotides. RefSeq lists its product as uncharacterized. NCBI's taxonomy places the organism in Eukaryota, Ciliophora, Oligohymenophorea, Peniculida, Parameciidae. The transcript has 6 exons. The record is from RefSeq and is a predicted model, not a curated record.